UGGCAACAUCGGCCACGAUAAAUCUUGCAAAUUGUAAGGAGGAAUCUUUUUUCAAUAGCGGGCAACUCAGUUAAUCGUUGUGUUUGUUUGACGCUGGACUUUUGUUGCUCUGCAAAACAAUAAUAAAUUUGAUUCAGAUUAUAUUUAUAACAAGUGCAAAAUGGCUAUCGGAGCUGGGAUGUCUUGUGUAAAAUACCUACUAUUUUCUUUCAACCUGUUAUUUGCGAUAACGGGUAUGAUAAUCCUAAUUGUUGGUGCCAAGGCAGAGAUCAACGCUUAUCCAUAUGUCAACCUGACAGAUGAGAGUUUCUAUACAUCAGCUCCGGUUAUGCUCAUCAUUGUAGGGCUCAUUGUCUUUGUUGUUGCCUUCUUUGGUUGCUGCGGAGCUGUCAAGGAGAACCAUUGUAUGAUUGUCACGUUCUCCAUCUUCCUCUUAAUGAUCUUUAUUGUUGAGUUGGCCGUUGGCACCGCUGCAUACCUAAAGCAUCAGGACUUGGAGACGUCGAUCGUGAAGUCGCUGAAUGAGUCUCUGAAGCAGUACCCAACCAACCCAGAUAUAAAAAAGAACUUUGACAUCAUACAGACUGACCUAAACUGCUGCGGAAUCAACAGUCCUGACGAUUGGGCGCUUAACGGUCUGCCAAUUCCGGCGACUUGUUGCGCUGCGCAGGAGUUGCUCGACGACAAACCAGUCGCCUGUACCAAAGACAGUCCCAAUUUCCAUACCCAGGGUUGCCUCAACAACAUUCUGGUGCACUUGAAGGAUAUCGCUUUGGUACUUGGUGGUGUUGGCCUGGGUAUCGCUUUCGUACAGCUCCUUGGAGUAAUAUUCGCGUGCAGCCUCGCUCGUUCCAUCCGCAGCCAAUACGAGACCGUUUAAAUCCAUACAAAAUAUGUUCUAGAUGUUGCCCAUACUGGUAGCGUAGCGUAAGCAUAACAUUUUGUGAUAAGUAAUUCAUUCCAUAGAUGUUUAUUUUUCAUAAUUUAUUUUUAAUUUGAAAAUCUUUUUUUUUUUAAAAAGAUCUGUAGUUGUCAAAUAUUAUUUUUAUUUUUGGUGUUAAAUGCACAACGCUGAAUUAAUUGUGCUCAGUCAAGACUGAUUUUUCGAAUAGAUAACGAUUGCCAAAUUUUGUGUCUUGUCUAUGGAUUUAUGCCGAUUUAAAUGACUAUAAAAAAAACUGUAGAUCAGUUUUCUAUUAUCUAUGUACGCAUCUGAAAUUUUCAAGUAUGUCAUGACAUGAUUUAUUUGGCUGUUUAAUUUUCCAUCAACUCAUUGUGCAAAAUGGCGGCGGUACUUUAGCCGCGUAAAAAAAACAAUCUCUUUACACCUUAGUAAACCUCAUUAUAAAAAACGGCAUAAAUCUCGACUUUAAUGUGUAUAAUCUCAUAAUUAUAUAUUAUUUUUAAAACUCUUCUAAAUGUAGCUAUUUUUAAAAAGACAUUAUCAUAACUAGACAAAAUGGCAGAUCUUUUCUUAGAUUGGUGGACUUAUUUUAGAGUUUUAUGAUGAUACAAGUGUAUUUGAAUGUUUAAUACCGAGAUUAGUGUCGCGUAAAAUGUAUUGGUGUUUAAUAUUUCCUAUAUUUAAUAAACUUCAUAUUAUAAAUUGUGA
Molecule: messenger RNA, 1612 nt
Organism: Pieris brassicae (large cabbage white)
Lineage: Eukaryota; Metazoa; Arthropoda; Insecta; Lepidoptera; Pieridae
Product: CD63 antigen-like
Exons: 6
Coding region: 161-880 (239 amino acids)
Cellular component (GO): membrane
Source: RefSeq, a predicted model, not a curated record